This is a messenger RNA of Vespula pensylvanica (western yellowjacket), 1606 nucleotides long. It is a transcript of the gene Sin1, whose product is annotated as target of rapamycin complex 2 subunit MAPKAP1. Gene Ontology annotation, molecular function: phosphatidylinositol-4,5-bisphosphate binding. The transcript has 7 exons. Gene Ontology annotation, biological process: TORC2 signaling. The coding region runs from base 185 to 1585 and encodes 466 amino acids. The record is from RefSeq and is a predicted model, not a curated record. Gene Ontology annotation, cellular component: plasma membrane; TORC2 complex; cytoplasm. NCBI's taxonomy places the organism in Eukaryota, Metazoa, Arthropoda, Insecta, Hymenoptera, Vespidae.
UAACGAUUCUAAGGUAGUGUUGGGUACAUAAGGUCUAACAAAGCUUACGACUUUGAUUUGUCAUGAAUUGUUUCAAGCCAAUAGUUGAAAAUAAAAAGCAUCUAUGUUUUCAAUAUCUAAAAUUAUAAUUCUCUGUUAAAAUCAAAAAAUUAUUUUAUGGAGAUAUUUAAAUAUUUCUACAAAAAUGGCCUUAUAUGAUAACCAACAUUGGCUUUUAUCUCAUAUAAGAGAUAGUUUUUUAUCCACAGAUGACACAGGUAUGUGUGAAAUGGUUAUGUUAGGAGAAGAUAUACCGAAAGAACUUAGAUCGAAUGGAACGUUACAAUGUUAUCCUGGAAUGGAAGAAAGUGAUGAUGAAGAUUUGGAUGCAUUAGCUGAGUCAUAUGAUAUACAAAUGGAUAUGGAAUUUAGUCAUAGACAACGUUCUAACACUGCUCAAAGAUUAGAAAAAAUGGAGUUAGAAAGAAAGAAAGCAGCUAAAAUUAAGCAUGUGAAAUGGGAACACAAACCAAAUCUUCUUUCACUUGCUGAACAAUCAAAAUUAUUUCAAAGAAAGGACUUCCGUAAAAAAAAUGCAACUACAAGCAAAAGGCUUUCCCUUUUAUCUGAACAAAUAGAGAAAUGUCCCAAUUUACCUCAAAAUCCUUUUACAGAAUAUGCAAAGUUUGAUGGCAAUGCACAAGUUGGAAUUGCUAUUAGAAAAUACAGAAUCUUUAUGUGUAUGCUACCUAAGGAAGAAAGAACUUAUCCUUUGCAAAUUGUUGUUAUUGCCACAGCAAAAGUAUUGGAAUUUAUUGGGCUCAUAUGUUAUAAAUAUGCAAGUGAACAUCCUAAUCAUAGUUUAAAGGAAGAUAUUACAAAAUAUGGUUUAUAUAUUACUGAAGAUGAUGGAGAGGUAGAUUGGGACUUUCCUUGUUUAGAUCCAAGAGAAGUAAUAUCCAAAUUUGAAUUCACAACAUUAGGUCUUGUUGAAAUGAAACCAAGUGAUAGAGCACGACAUAAUACAAUAAAACAUAUUGAAACAGAAGUCAAUGAAGAAUUAGAAGGCAAAGAAAAAGAACAAGAAGAAGUAGCAAAAGAUUUAGCCAAGAUGGAAGGUCAUACAACAGCAAUGGAAGCUCCAUUAUAUCAAUCAUAUAGAGUAUACAUAAUAAAUAAAGUGAGAGCAAAGACUGAGAUUCACCUUGGAAUAUCGGGUGAGAAGAUUGAGAUUGAUCCAGUGUUAACAGGAAAAGGUGCCAGUCGAUUCUGGAAUAGACAACGUGCAGUGAGUUAUCAUAUAGAUAACAUUGCAUGGUGUGAAAUAACUGAAAACAAAGGAUCAAAAACAAUAUUUACAUUGGUUUAUACACCACAUUCUUCUACUUUAGACAAUUUAAGUGCAUCAUCCAGUCAAACACAUUCUCUUCAUCAAUCAGCAUCAUUUAAAAAUCAUGAUUUUGAAGCAGAUUCAAUGACAGCAGAAGAAAUUGUAAGAAAAAUAAAUCAUAUUUUAGAAUUACAUAGUAGUACAUCAAGAAAAGAAUACCUGGCCCAGAAGGAAAGAAAAGCAGCAAGAAGAAAAAGUUUUCAUUUGCAUAGAUGACAGCUCUAUUGGUUACUUUGU